AUGCCGAACCCCCCAGCCUCCCUGUUCCAGACUGGGGGGUCCUGCCCGCCCAUGGAAGCCCCCAGCCUUGGCCCUUGUGCCAGACUGUCCUGCCCGCCCCAUGCCGAAAGCCCCCAGCCUGCCUUUGGUGCCAACUGGGUCCUGCCCGCCCAUCCAGAACCCCCAGCCUGCCCUUUGUGCCAGAACUGGGGGUCCUCCCGCCCCAUGCAACGAAGCCCCCACCUAGGCCCUGUUGCCAAGACUGUGUCCUGCCCGCACCCAUGCCGAAGCCCCCAGCUGCCUGUGGUGCCGGACUGGGGGUCCUGCCUCGCCCCAUGCGAAGCCCCAGCCUGCCCUGUGUGCCAACUGGGGGUCCUGCCCGCCCCAGCCGAACCCCCACCUGGCCUUGGUGCCAGACUGGGGGUCCUGCCCGCCCCACUGCCGAACCCCAGCCUGCCCUUGGUCCAAGACUGGGGUCCUGCCCGCCCCAUGCCGAAACCCCCACGGACCCUUGUGCCAGAUGGGUCCUGCCGCCCCAUCCGAAGCCCCCAGCCUGCCCUGUGGUGCCAGACGGGCGGUCCUGCCGCCCCAUGCCGAAGCCCCCAGCCUUGGCCCUGUGUCCAGACGGGGUCGGCUGCCCGCCCCAUGCCGAGGCCCCCAGCUGGCCCUGUGGGCCAUGACGCGUGGUCCUGCACCGCCCAUGCGAACCCCCACCGGCCCUGGGAAGUCCAACGGGGUCCUGCCCGCCCCAUCCAAGCCCCCAGCCUGGCCCUGUGUGCCAGACGGUCCUGCCCGCCCUGCCAAGGGCCCCCAGCCUGGCCCGUGGCCAACGGGGGCCUGCCCCCCCAUGCGAGCCCCACCUGGCCCUUGGUGCCAUACUGGGUCCUGGCCCGCCCCAUGCCAACCCCCAGCCUGCCUGUGGUGCCAUACGGGGGUCCUGCCCGCCCCAUGCCGAACCCCCAGCCUGGCCCGUGGUGCAUACCCGGCGUCCUGCCCGCCCCAUGCCGAAGCCCCCAGCCGCCUGUGUGCCAAGGGGUCCUCCCCCCCCAUCCAACCCCCACCUGGCCCGAUGGUGCCAGACGGGUCCUGCCCGCCCCAUGCCAGCCCCCAGACCUGCCCUGUGUGCCAGACGGGGGCCGCCGCCCCAUGCGAACCCCCAGCCUUGGCCCUGUUCCAGUACGGGUCCUUUCCCCGCCCCAUGCCAAGCCCCCAGCCGCCCUGUCGGUGCCAGACGGGGGUCCUCCCCCCCAUGCCGAACCGCAGCCUGCCAUUGGCCAGGAGGGGCGGUCCUUGCCCGCCCCAUGCCGAAGCCCCCAGCCUAGCCUUGUGGUGCCAGACGGGGGUCCUGCCCGCCCAUGCGAAGCCCCCACGCCUGGCCCUGUGUGCCAGACGGGCGGGUCCUGCCGCCCAGCCGAGCCCCAGCACCUGGCCCUGUUUGUGCCAGACGGGGGUUCUGCCCACGGCCCCUUGCCGAAGCCCCCAGCCUGCCCUUGUUGGUGCCAGACGGCGGUCCUGCCGCACGCCCCAUGCCGAACCCCCCAGCCUGCCUUAGAGGCGGAAGGAGGUCCUGCCCGCCCCAUCCGAAAGCCCCCAGCCUAG
This is a messenger RNA of Pomacea canaliculata, 1578 nucleotides long. Its product is annotated as vegetative cell wall protein gp1-like. The record is from RefSeq and is a predicted model, not a curated record. The transcript has a single exon. Bases 1 to 1578 code for a protein of 525 amino acids. Lineage: Eukaryota; Metazoa; Mollusca; Gastropoda; Architaenioglossa; Ampullariidae.